This is a messenger RNA of Trichosporon asahii var. asahii CBS 2479, 6171 nucleotides long. RefSeq lists its product as uncharacterized. The transcript is spliced from 5 exons. The record is from RefSeq and is a predicted model, not a curated record. Bases 1 to 6171 code for a protein of 2056 amino acids. NCBI's taxonomy places the organism in Eukaryota, Fungi, Basidiomycota, Tremellomycetes, Trichosporonales, Trichosporonaceae. Gene Ontology annotation, molecular function: protein serine/threonine kinase activity; ATP binding. Gene Ontology annotation, biological process: peptidyl-threonine phosphorylation; peptidyl-serine phosphorylation.
AUGACCUACCCCGCUGCGCGAGGCUCCCCGCCAAGCGCCGGGCCCUCCCACACACCGUCGGUCGCCGCUGGCUACUCCCAACAUUCUAUUCCCGGCAGCGCUUCGUGGAACUCUAGCCCGGGCGGCCCUGAGAUGGUUGCUGCUCAGUCUCGACACACGUCGCCUGCCAGUCGUUUAUCGAGCCAGCCGUCGGCGGGAAGCUUCGGCCUGUAUGACCAAACGUCGCGCGUCCCGACUGGCGGUUCGGAGGGGGCGACAGAGAUGAACAGCGGCGGUGCCCAGAUGCGCUCAGACCGCACUUGGGCUGGACCAUCAUCAUCUGCCCAAUCGUCUGUUUCACGCCCGCCUCUUGUUCCUCGUGCGUCGGACCCCUAUGCGUUCUCGGCAAACACUUCCACGACCUCGCCCCCGACCUCUGCAUACAGCUCGCCUGCGUCCGCGCCCUCUGCGUACGCUCGAGAACGGGUGUCUGCGUCACAGUCAAUGUCGGCAAUGGGGUCUAGCACGAUUGGGCUGAAGGGGCGACGAGCGCCCGCCCCCGCGGCCCUCGACCUGAGCACUCGUACGGAACCGCCCUCCACAACGAUGCCCCUGCUCGACUUCCAGUCGAACCCUUCGCGGCCACCGCGGGCCCCAGGCAGGCAAAAGUCAAUGGACAUGCCCGUCCCACGACCAUUACCGACUGCGCCCUCCGAGGAAGGAUACAAGCCCCCGAGUCCUGUUCUCCGUUCUGUUCCAGGGCGUGAACGCAGAGAUUCCAUUCCGUUUCCAGCGCAUCAGUUACCGCCGUCUUCCUCACCUCAAGGUCUCUUACCAUCGAGCCUCUCCAGCAGCGUUGGCAUCGAUACUCGCAGGCAGUCUGUGAUCGACCGGCGAGAGUCUGUGGCGACGAAUGGAGAUCGAGUAUCAAUUGAUUCGUACUACCUGGGUGCUGGUGCGAACGGCGGUUUAUCGCCAGGCGACAUGGGAUCCACCUUCACGCCGACAACUCCCGAUCCUCUUGACCCCUCGAACAUUGAUCGUCGUGGCCUCGUUGGCGUCGGCGAGCUCGCCACCCCACGAUGGGGUCCGUCAUCCCGUCAUCUCCGCACGCCUAGCAUGUCUGGCGGAAACGGGGGAGACUUCAGCUUAGCACCGCCUUUACCUCAGUCUGCGUCUGGUCUGUUCGUGGGUUCGGCACCGGGGCGGCAUGUUUGGGACCCAUCAGGCGAGCAGCUGGCUGGCCCAGCGAGCGCGUACCCCAACCAUGUUGAGCACAUCAGCGACGACGUCAUGCAGACGCGUAGGGAACGAGAACAGGCUCGUGCCCGUCACCGCUCUGUCUCGCAUGAGACCCCGAAGCGCCCGCCCGUCACCAAGAGGAACUCGACGCAGGCUGGAGUGAAAGCGCUGGAUUCCCUGCUUUCGCUGUCAUCGUUAAAUGACUUCAACUUUGACUCGCAGAUUGACUCGACGGGCGGCCUCGCUGGCUCGUUAUCUCCCUUGAAUCAAUCGCAAGCUCAACAACAGCCUCCGGGAUCACUGUCGGCUCCGACGUCUCCGCCGCGCGAGGUUAAUGUCCGCGCCUCUGCUCCGCCGGCACCGAAGAGCUAUUCUGCGCAAGCACUGUCGUUGGCGUCUGUGCCGCCUCUUCCGCCCAAGUCGCAACGCCGACAAACGCACCAGCUCUUCACCGACCCCCCAGCCGUUCCUCCCUUACCGACGAAGCCGUUCGAUUCACCAACGUCACCGCCAUUGCCAGGCAGUGCGCGAGAGCGCAUCUACGCUCGGCGUGCAUCCCGCCAGCUCGCAGCUGCGGCUGCGGAGGGAUUACCGCCGCCUAAGCCAGUCGAGAUUCCGCCGUUACCUAUCAACAGCUACAGGGCUUCACCUCCAGGUUCGGCGGACUCGACGACGCCUUCCUUCACUUGGCGCGAUCGGAAAACACCCCCUUCUGGAGGUGGACGGGAUAGGGAAACGUCAAUCUCCUCGCAGACCACGGCGAAGCGUCGGGCGCCACCAAGCCCUAGUGCGCCGCACCACGACAUCCUCCGUCACAUCGCCCCCAAGGACUUUUCGCAUCUUCCUCCCAGCCCCUCGACGGCGUCAAUCAACCAGUUCCUGCGUGGAUCAUCCUCUGGGCAGAACCUCUCGACCGUGCGAACACCACCCGGGUCGGUGUCGGGCCACAGCAAGCCGCCGUUACAGCGUUCCGAGUCGACGCGCUCGCGGUCGAGAGCGCAGUCGAUGAAGUCUGGCGAGGUCGCUGCCACCGUGGAAGCCUUGAGGAAGCUGGAUGGCUUAGGCACCACGCCUAAGAAGCAGGCCACUAAUACUGCUGCGACUCCAAGGCCUCACCCUGGCACCCCGCCCGAGACGAUUCGCAAGAGCUCCAGCUACGACUUAGCGGCCACUGCGACCCACGCGCGCGCUCGACGGGAGACGUACACCGCAGGCAGCAGUGACGUCCCGCCGUUGACGUUUGAGAAGCGUGAAUCGUCGCCGAGCGUGGUUGGCACGCCGACGUCUCGUGAUUCGCUCAUUCCGCUGCGUGGCUCGGGCACGCCUCCGACCAGCCUCCGGGACAUUCGAGCGGAGAAGGCAGCGCGCCGACCGAGUGUGGGGAGCGACAUUUCUUCCUUGGACGGAAAUCUGGACGAUCGCACGAGCGACAGCUUUGUUCCACCUGUUCCUCCCCUCCCUCGUGGCUACAUGUCCAUGCGUUCAGGACUGGCCACGGCCGGCGCUGCAACCCAGGUGCCUCCCUCAGGAUCAGCAACGCACCUACCGCAAACCGGCUCCACGACGACGUUGCCCACGACCACCGAGUCUUCUCCGACUGGCAGCCCGACUUUGCAAGCGCCGCCGCCGAUGCAGUAUGUCCCUCUGCAGGCCGAAUCGGCCCAGCCGGCUCAGUCUGUCGAGUCCACAGCUUCCCCGAGAUCUCCCUCGUCGACCUUCCCUUCGCCUCAGGCACACAAGGAGUCGCCCGAGGUACCGACGCCCGUGUCCUUGACGCUCAGUGACGGCUCGGCUCGCGACACUCCGGCGCGUCGAAGCAUGAGCAAAAAAUGGUCCUUCUCAUCAGCACUUAGCCUUAAGGGGCUGCACAACAAAGAGAAGGACGUCAUGUCGUCUCCGAACUCGUCGUUUGACAUUGGCGACUCACCGCCGCGUGCCGUGCAGUGGCCAGAGGAGAGCCCCUUGGUUCCCACGCGUACCCGCGAUUCGAUCGACGUUCACUCGACCAUCUCGGAUGCUCGUUCGAACCACAGUACGACGCCGAUCGCCCCUCCAUCGAAUCUGGCGCCGCCCAGCCGAUCGGCGUCUAAGCGUCUCACGCCUUCCUCCAUCCCAUUCUUCCGUCGCUCAUCCGCUUCAUCCGCCUCGCUGUCGCAGAAACUCGCUUCCCCGCCCGACGCCCAGGCCUCUCGGUUAUCGGUUCAAGCUUCCUCGGCGUCCACGUCAACCAACUCGAUGGCCCAGCGAACGCCGUCCAGCGCCCGCAAGUCCAUGCUCAGCAGCAUGCACAUACCGUCCAUGCUGCGUGUCAGCGGGUCCAAGCGCGGCAUCUCGCACAACCAAUUAUCACCUCAGGAAGAGAUCGACACUGGCGAGCCACCAAAGUCUGCUGUUGAGCCCCGCACCAAGGAGCCCUCCUUGACCAAGGUUCGCUCGAUUGGCCGCAGCGGCGGUCGUCCGCGCCGCUUAACGCUGUCGUCUGGCGGUGACCAGAACAACGCCUCGCUGUCGCGCAACCCUUCAAUGAACGUUCAGCCGAACAUCAUGCACCAGCGCUCAGAGUCGGGUAUACUUAACGGGUUACCUGUGAAGGGCACGCGACUUCCCAUGGCCAGCAGCCAGCAUGGUCUGCACACCGCUUCCUCGGCUUCGUCACUCCGCAAGGACGGCAACCGCCCGCCGCCGUCGGCGACCCCCACCAAGAUCCCGCGCAUGACGUCCAGGCCCUCGGUGGUGACGCCAAACACGCAGGCGUUACACAUGACCAGCCCACACACCAGCAUGCCCCCUCCGGCUCUUCCUUCAGGGAUGGCCACGAGCAGGAGUGCAAACAUGUUGUCAUCAUCCGGUAACGGCCACUUGCCAUCGUCCACCAGCGUCAACGACAUGUCUCCUGGAGACUUUGGCAGCAUAGGAUCCCGCCAAUCGUUCCAGGUCGGUUCUUCGUCUGCGGCUCACCGAUCGCAUCUUCUUGCGCCCAUGUCUGCCAGGAAGCACAGCGUCUCUGGUAUCCCGGCGCCGCCCGUUUCUCGUCGUGAGACUUUAGCCAUUGCUCCUUCGUCCAACAUGAUCACGCCUUCCCGUCGUACGCUUCCCCAAUUGCCUUCAUCGGCUACCACGAUGACGAUCUCGUCUGCCGCCAAGGUUCGCCCUGCUGGUACCCGCCGAGGUUCGACGAGCAGCCAGACGGACAACACGGACGACAACAGCGCGAAGCAGCCGAUCAAGACGUCCAAGUCGUUCCACACCAAGGGUAUCUCUGCCGGUCACUCGAGAAUGUCUCUGUCCUCGUCCGCCGUAGCAUCACGACGAGCUUCGCUGGCUGCCGGCGACACGUCCAGCCACGACAGCCCGACCGACGAUGACGAGACGAUGGCCGACGCGGAGAUGGCGCAGUAUGUCGUUCGCCGCAAGGCUCGUGCUGCCGCCAGCCACAGCAAGAAGGACGAUCUUAGCGACCUGUUAGGCUUCCCCGAGGACAUUCAGCCGGCCGAGGCGCUCACGCAGCGUCAGUUCAUCUCGCGAAACCUCGGCAGCCUGUCGGACUAUGAGCGCAAGGAGGUCCUCGACUUUGACCACAUCUACUACACGGUCACGGGCGUCAAGCGCCCCGUCGGUGCCGACGGCAAGGUCUACAACCACGGCUACGACGACGAACGCGGAGACUACCUUGUUGUCGAGGGCGACCACCUCUGCUACCGCUACGAGGUCAUGGGUGUGCUCGGCAAGGGCUCUUUCGGCCAGGUUGUGCACUGCCGUGACCACAAGACUGGUGGUUCUGUCGCUGUCAAAAUCAUCCGCAACAAGAAGCGCUUCCACGCCCAGGCGCUCGUUGAGAUCAAGAUUCUGCAGCAGAUUGUCGACUGGGACCCGGAGGACAAGCAUCACAUGGUCAAGAUGACGGACCACUUCUACUUCCGUGGCCACCUGUGCAUUGUCACCGAGCUGCUCAGCAUCAACCUGUACGAGCUCAUCAAGGCGAACCAGUUCAACGGUUUCUCGACGGUGCUCAUCCGCCGCUUCACGACGCAGAUGCUGUCGUCGCUGGUGCUCAUGCGCUCGCACCGCAUUGUGCACUGCGACCUGAAGCCAGAGAACAUUUUGCUGCGGCACCCGAGCAAGAGCGGCAUCAAGGUCAUCGACUUUGGUUCCUCGUGUCACGAGUCGGAGAAGGUAUACACGUACAUCCAGUCGCGCUUCUACCGCUCGCCCGAAGUCAUUCUCGGCAUGAACUACGCAAUGGCAAUCGACAUGUGGUCUCUCGGCUGUAUCCUCGCCGAGCUCUACACUGGCUACCCAAUCUUCCCUGGCGAGAACGAGCACGAGCAGCUCGCUUGCAUCAUGGAGGUGCUCGGUGUGCCCGACUCAUACAUUGUGCAGAAGGCUUCGCGCCGAAAGCUGUUCUUCGACGCCACUGGUGCCGCGCGGCCAUUCGUCAACGCCAAGGGCAAGCGCCGGCGGCCGGGCACCAAGUCGCUCCAGUCGGUGCUCAAGUGCAACGACGAGCAGUUUGUCGACUUUAUCUCCAAGUGCCUCACGUGGGACCCGGACAAGCGCCUCAAGCCCCAGCCGGCGAUGCGCCACCCUUGGAUCCUGGCGGGCCGGCGUCGUGCGCCUCCGCCGCCGACAUCGUCGCAAACCGAGCGCGACGGCCGCACGUCCCUGUUGAGCUCGAGCACGUCGUCCCGCCGGCAGACGACGCAGUACUCGAACGGCGGCAGCAGCGAGAAGAAGGGUCUCGUUAUUUCGCCGCCUACGCCACUCGUUGCGCGCGCACCGCAGAGCACGUCCACGCCGCGCGUCGGCGUCCCCGCCACGGCGCGGUUACACGCCCGCAACAGCGCCUACGCGCGGUCGGUGCGGUCUGAACGUGUGAUCGAGGAAGGCGAGGAAGGCAAGGUGGCGAAAUGUGGAGGUGGAGGCAAAGGUCAGAUGAAAUGGACGAUCUAG